Lolium rigidum is the source of this 1464-nucleotide messenger RNA. RefSeq names its product ammonium transporter 3 member 1. Lineage: Eukaryota; Viridiplantae; Streptophyta; Magnoliopsida; Poales; Poaceae. The transcript has a single exon. Bases 1 to 1464 code for a protein of 487 amino acids. The record is from RefSeq and is a predicted model, not a curated record. Gene Ontology annotation, molecular function: ammonium channel activity. Gene Ontology annotation, biological process: ammonium transmembrane transport. Gene Ontology annotation, cellular component: plasma membrane.
AUGGCUUACAACAUGUCGAUUGGGUACAUGCCAUCGGGCGCGGCGGUGCCGGAUUGGCUUAACAAGGGCGACAACGCGUGGCAGAUGAUCUCGGCUACGCUGGUGGGCAUGCAGAGCAUGCCUGGCCUUGUGAUCCUCUACGGGAGCAUCGUGAAGAAGAAGUGGGCCGUGAACUCUGCGUUCAUGGCGCUCUACGCCUUCGCCGCCGUAUGGCUGUGCUGGGUGACCUGGGCAUACAACAUGUCCUUCGGCCACAAGCUGCUGCCAUUCUGGGGCAAAGCCCGGCCGGCGCUGGGGCAGAAAUUCCUCAUCGCACAGGCCGUGCUGCCACAGACGACGCACUUCCUCAACGACGGUGUCACCGUCGAGACGGCCUGGAUCAACCCGGCGUACCCCAUGGCAUCCAUGGUCUACUUCCAGUGCGUCUUCGCCGCAAUCACGCUCAUCUUACUCGCCGGCUCGCUGCUCGGCCGCAUGAACAUCAGAGCCUGGAUGAUCUUCGUCCCGCUCUGGCUCACCUUCUCCUACACCGUCGGCGCCUUCUCCCUGUGGGGCGGCGGCUUCCUCUUCCACUGGGGCGUCAUGGACUACUCCGGUGGCUACGUCAUCCACCUCUCCUCCGGGAUCGCCGGGUUCACCGCCGCAUACUGGGUCGGGCCGAGGUCCACCAAGGACAGGGAGAGGUUUCCACCCAACAACGUGCUUCUCAUGCUCACCGGCGCCGGGCUGCUCUGGAUGGGCUGGGCUGGCUUCAACGGCGGCGACCCUUACUCCGCCAACAUCGACUCUUCCCUGGCCGUGCUCAACACCAACAUCUGCGCCGCGACCAGCCUCCUGGUCUGGACCUGCCUCGACGUCAUCUUCUUCAAGAAACCCUCCGUCAUCGGCGCCGUGCAGGGCAUGAUCACGGGCCUCGUCUGCAUCACGCCCGGCGCCGGUCUGGUGCAGGGGUGGGCGGCGAUCGUCAUGGGCAUCCUGUCCGGCAGCAUCCCCUGGUUCACCAUGAUGGUCGUGCACAAGCGCUCCAAGAUUCUGCAGCACGUGGACGACACCCUAGGCGUGUUCCACACCCACGCGGUCGCUGGCUUCCUCGGCGGCGCAACCACGGGGCUCUUCGCGGAGCCGGUGCUGUGCAGCCUGUUUGUGCCGGUGACAAACUCCCGCGGCGCAUUCUACGGCGGCAGUGGCGGCAUGCAGCUCCUGAAGCAGAUUGUGGGCGCGCUCUUCAUCAUCGGCUGGAACGUGGUGGCCACCAGCAUCAUCUGCCUCGUCGUAGGACUCAUCGUGCCGCUGCGGAUGCCUGAGGAGGAGCUCGCCAUCGGAGACGACGCCGUGCACGGCGAGGAAGCAUACGCGCUCUGGGGCGACGGCGAGAAGUACGACUCCUCCAAGCACGGAUGGUACUCCGACAACGAAGGCACCCACCAUAACACAGCGACCAGCGGCGUCACACAGAACGUCUGA